Messenger RNA from Arabidopsis thaliana (thale cress), 755 nucleotides. Its product is annotated as Surfeit locus protein 5 subunit 22 of Mediator complex. Bases 40 to 492 code for a protein of 150 amino acids. Gene Ontology annotation, cellular component: mediator complex; nucleus. The transcript is spliced from 3 exons. NCBI's taxonomy places the organism in Eukaryota, Viridiplantae, Streptophyta, Magnoliopsida, Brassicales, Brassicaceae. The record is from RefSeq and is marked reviewed. Gene Ontology annotation, molecular function: transcription coregulator activity. Gene Ontology annotation, biological process: regulation of transcription by RNA polymerase II.
CCUCCAUAGGUUCCCUUCGUUUCUGUGUAAAGGGCAUGAAUGAUGAACAAAGGCGGUGGUUCCGGUGGAGGAAGCGGACCAACAGCUGCUGCGGCAGCCGCUGCGUUACAGAAGCAAAAGGCGUUGUUGCAGAGAGUUGAUACUGACAUCACAUCUGUCGUCGAUAACUUCAAUCAAAUCGUCAAUGUCGCAAGGGUGAGUGAUCCGCCAAUGAAGAACUCUCAGGAAGCAUACAUGAUGGAGAUGCGAGCAUCAAGAUUGGUUCAAGCAGCUGAUUCUCUUUUGAAACUUGUAUCAGAGCUGAAGCAAACCGCGAUUUUUUCAGGAUUUGCAUCAUUAAACGAUCAUGUAGAACAAAGAAUUGCAGAGUUUGAUCAAGAGGCCGAGAAGACGAAUCGAUUGUUGGCUAGAAUUGCUGAUGAUGCAUCUGCUAGUCUUAAAGAGCUUGAGUCUCACUAUUACUCUUCUGCUCAGAGAUCGACUCUAGACUAAAUCCAAGAAUCUAGCAUUUGUAGGUUUUUCUUCUAAUUCCUAUAGCCAAAUAUUUUAGGCUACUUUGUCUGUGAACAAAAUUUGAUAUGAAUGAGCAUUUAAUUUUGAAGCUACUUUUAAUCCAAAACCUUUACUUCCUUCCACCAUCCCCACUUUCUUUGGAUUUCAUAAAAAAAUACUUGUCUCCAGUCAUUGUUACCUUAUUUUUCACCUUAAUUCUUAAUUCCAAGAUUUCUCUUUUGUUCCCAAAAAAACAAUGUACG